Molecule: messenger RNA, 1683 nt
Organism: Aspergillus puulaauensis
Lineage: Eukaryota; Fungi; Ascomycota; Eurotiomycetes; Eurotiales; Aspergillaceae
Product: putative MFS transporter
Exons: 4
Coding region: 1-1683 (560 amino acids)
Biological process (GO): biotin import across plasma membrane
Cellular component (GO): membrane
Molecular function (GO): dethiobiotin transmembrane transporter activity; biotin transmembrane transporter activity; solute:proton symporter activity
Source: RefSeq, a predicted model, not a curated record
AUGGGUGUCCUCAUAUCGUCCAACGAGCCGACAAAGAGUCUCAGUCGAGAAGACAUCCAAGAACAACCCCGCGACAGCUCCAGCCAUGAUGCAAGCAGUCCAGACAAUGGCGAUCUCGAAUCCGGCGACAUCGAUGUUGAAAAGAUCGAGCGCAUUUACCGAAAAAUUGACUUUCGCAUCAUCCCGGCCUUUUGGGUCCUCUACUUCCUCUGCUCGGCCAUCCGAUCCAAUGUCGGGCUUGCGCAAACGAUGAACGCAGAGUCCGGGCACGACCUUGGCUCCGUACUCAACCUUACACCACACCAAGUCUCGACCGGUCUCGCCCUGUUCUAUGUCUGCUACGUUGUCUUCGACUUACCCUCAAACUUGGUCAUGACAAAGCUAAGCCCGCACGUCUGGAUGAGUCGCAUUGUUAUCGGGGUAGGAAUAAUCGGGAGCUGUAUGGCUGCCAUGAAGGCCGCCUGGAGUUUAUACCUCCUCCGCCUCCUCCUCGGAGUUGUUAUCGCAGGCAUGUGGCCCGGAAUGGCCUACUACCUAACCCUCUUCUACCCGCCGUCCCGCACUGGCAAACGCAUCGGCCAGUACUACACCGCUGCGCAACUCUCCGCCGCCGUCGUCGGUCUCGUUUCGGCCGGGUUCCAGAAAAUGGACGGCGACCACGGCCUCGUCGGCUUCCAGUGGAUGUUCCUCGUCUACGGCGUCAUCACCGUCGCCGUCGGCAUCGUCCUCCUCUGGUGGCUACCUGAUCGCCCCGUUGCCCCUGGUCAAGAAGAAGCGGCCAAGCAGCGCAGCAAAUGGCUCCGCUGGUUCCCGCAGAGCCCGCCAGUCCUCACAGGCGAGGACGCUGAACUGCACUACCGCGAUCUAACCAGAGUCUAUAAACGCCCACGCUGGACUUCCCGCAAUCUCCUCGCCGUCAUGCUCGACUGGCGCCUCUGGCCGCUCCUCCUCAUGUACUUCGGUGUCGUGGGCGUCGGCAUUGGCACGCAGAGCUACGCUACCGUUAUCAUCCGGAGCAUCAACCCCAGUUUAUCGGGCAUUGACCUGAGUCUGCUCACCGCUCCUAUCUGGCUUAUGGACCUAGCAGCCAUCCUCCUCGUAACCCCCCUCUCCGACCGCUUCCACCACCACCGCGCAAUCUUCUUCUCGCUCGCCGCCUGCAUCCAAAUGCUCGGUCUCCUCCUAACAACCUACGCCGGCACAGAUAGCAACUCCUGGCCCCGCUACGGCGGCCUCCUAAUCGUCGGGUUCGGGCUCGGCCCCACAGUGCCCAUAACAAUGACCUGGACCACGGAAAUCUUCCAGCCGCGGCACGGCGAGGUCGGCGUUGCCGCUGCGUCGGCCGUUGUCUCGGGGUGGGGGAAUCUCGGCUCGAUCAUGACCACGUAUGCGCUGUAUGAGGGGUGGAGCGAGGAUGCGAAUGCGGAGGGACGGCAGAAGUUCCGGAAGAGUAAUCUGGUGAUGGUGGGGAUUUUGGGGAUGAGUGUUCUUAGUGCGUUGUGUAUGCAUGUUGCUGUUAGGGUUUUCGAUGGGGGGAAGGAAACAGGGGGUGGUGAUGGGGAUGGGGGGAAGAUUGUUGAUGGCGCGGCGAGGAGGGAGGUGCAGCAGCGGGGGUUGGAUGGGUUGGGGAGUGGGUUGUUCAAGAUGUUUAGGGGUGGGAAGAGGACUGCUCGUCAGGGAUAG